CAAGUUGUUAUCAUUGGCUGCCUACAUUCGUAACGCAAUCUUUCGUCACACAAUACCACGAAUUUGGCAUCGACGUAAACUGACUUCCGCACUCUAGUGUCCGCAAGGCAUGUUGUUUCGUAUUGUAAUUCUGUCUGUUUUUCUUGUCUUCGGAGGGUCCAAAAUUGCUCACACAGAAAACCCUCCAGUUCCAGCUCAACCAGAGUGUUUGAUCAAAGGACGACCUCAAACAUGGCAUAUACUAACUCAACURCCAGAGGACAAGGAUUCUAGGAAUAUUACCUAUCAAGCACAAUACUGCCACCCAAGUACAACGACCAAAUUCUGCAUUAGAAAUGAAUUAUUUGAAACAGUCUGUACCUUCAACAAAACACACAGAAUCAGGGAUUCAUUCUUUCAAUGUGACAUGACAGAAGUGGUAUGGAGUUUGUAUCCAAACCUAGUGGACUCACGUUUACGUCCUAAAGUACGUGGAAAUACAUUAUGUACGGUUAUCAGUGCAACUAAUUACAAUGGGACAAGAUAUGGCAAGCAGAAAUGUUGCAGUGUCAGGAUAAAAACUGCCUGUACUGGAAUUUUAAAUCUUCAAGCAACACCUUCAGCAAAGCGUGAACUCAAUAUAACUUGGGAAACUCCAGCAGACAUCAGCGAUGGAUGGAACAAAGUUCUUGUCUAUGAAAUUCGUUAUACCGGAAACAGUGAAACUAAGAUUAUCACUUUUGAUCCCUUCACGGACAAACUAGACCAUCAUUCUCGGCAGCAUAGUAUUAUCCUCAAGGGUCUUCCCCCUUAUACUCAAUACUCUGUUGAGGUUUCUUGUUACUAUAUAUCGCCAUCUGGUAAUUUUGAUUCGCAAGUGAUGGCCCGAACAUUACAAGAAGCUCCGUAUAGUCCUCCUAUAAUCACAGGUAUCCAGACGAUGUCAUCAAAUAACACUAUGAAGUCGGUUAAACUCAAGUGGAAGCAUCCUCCCAUAAGCAAGAGAAAUGGGAACAUUUCAAAAUCAGUGGUUUCUUAUCGGAAUCAAAGAAAUAAUUCAAGUUCUUCCAGAUCUUUUCCCCUUCAUACUUACAAUCUGACUAUUCCUGGCCCUAAGAGUGAAACUGUUAUCGAAGGACUUGAUAUCAAUCUUGAUUAUUUGGUGGCUGUUAUGUCCUGUACUGUUGAAUGCAGCGUGAAAAGCUCGGAGUAUCAGAUCAAGAGAGAACCAAUCGGUCCGCUCCCAUCCCCAAACGCCUCAACUGGAAGCCCUUUAUCCACUGUUACUGUAACAAUCUUAGUACUCGUAGCAGUUUUCGUGGCUGUACUUGCGUUGGUACUCGCUUAUGCUAUCUUACAACGCAGGAAGAGAAGGAGAAAUCAGGUGCCCCGUGUUCCGUUACCAGAACCAGAAGACAUACAGGUAUCACACGCUACUUCAGACAGUGAAGUCAGUGACCACUUAGGAAGUUCUGAUUACGCAUGCCCAGUGCCCGUACUUACAUCUGUGGAAUCAGCAAAUCACGAGCGAGCAUCAGUGCUUCAGAAUGAAAAUCAUGGAGGCGAUAUCGAGAACAGAAUUGCCAAUAUGGAAGAAAUACCACUUAGUUAAAACUAUUGAUUUUAAUAGGUAAAGAGAUUUAAGGUUUUAGAAAAUUAUUCAAAUUUGCUGGAGAAGAGAAUUUAGAAAGGGAAUUCGAAGUUGGUAUUUUAAAAAAGAAGCUAAUUAGUAUAGGCAAUAAUGUUAUGGGUUGGACCGCUCUCGGUACGAGCUACGGGAUCUUUAUUCCACUUUAAUAAUAAUAAUAAUAAUAAUAAUAAUAAUAAUAAUAAUAUUUAAUGAGGAUACUCCACUCAUAAAAAUGAUUUUCAGGGAGGUCCUAAAAUAAAAAAUUUAAAAGAUAAGUGAAAAUAAUUGACCGAAUCGAGAACUCGGCCGCGAGUGCGCCGAUAUGUGGCCUAAGGCGUGGAAAAACGACCCGGCGCGACCUGGCGUGAUUCACGAAUUAGGAAUCACGCCAGAUCGCUCCGCCAACAACCCAAGCCCCACACCAGCGCGCGCGCGACCACAACGCCCCGGACUCUCUUCUUCUAUACUCUAUCUCUACUCUUCUUCUGACUAAAACUAAUUACAUGAGCUCUAUUUAUAAUAACUUCAUGACAGGUGUCAUUCUACAAUCAAUAUGAUGUUAUCGCUGAGUCCUGAUUGGCUAAUGGAAAUAGUAAAUUCCUAAGUGUGAUAUCUUAUUAAAGAAUAAUACGAGUGAAAAUCAUAGAACUAAACAUAGCUUAAACUAAAGAUAAUAUGUGAAUAUAUGGUAAAUGUAUAGAAAGGUCUACGAGGGAUAUUUAUAUCAUAAGAUUUAAAAGAAUAGUGCCAAAAUAACUAAGCAAAGGGGGAAAGAGUGUUUAGGGUGUAACCAGAGGUGUACAUGCUAAUGGGAGGAGCUAAGUGGUUUACUUGUAAAUUCAAAGCAUACCAUCAUCUAAACUUGUGCGUGAUGGUAGCCUUACUGAAAUCUUAUAUCGAUAUUUUCAAUGACUAAUUGAUCGUUCUUUAUCUUGUUUUCAUACGAUAAGAAAUAGUAAUUAGAAAUCUGAUGUCCAGCUUAGUCUGUAAGAACAUUAAUUUUCUCUCUCAUAACAAUAGACCCCUUGCAUGUGACGUCAAAGCAGCUCGAUCUGGGGGACAAAACAAAAGAACUCCAAUCUCCUGAGAAUUGGAACCUAUCGUUGUGUUCCCAAGAUUGAGCUGCAUUCCAAAGUGCUGCAAGGGGUCUAUAGCAUGGUUUGUUCGUGCAAGCUAGAGUGAAGUCAUUAAACCCAUCAAAUAGAGAUUAGACUAACACACUUUAGUAGACCCUAAUUCCAUUGUUUUCUUUCGUGUCUAUUUGACUAUUACACGUUGACUAAUAAUUUUUAUUUCAUGGGUUAAAUGCCUUCCCUAUAUUGUUUGUUUAUAAUAUGAGCUAAGAAAAUAAAGUGCAAUUUCGAUCAGGCAUCCAUUCGUUGAAGCUCAUUACGAGAUUCGUGGCGCCUGUUUCAAUCAUGUGACAAAAAUUUAACUGACAUUGCAAUCAAAAGUUCUCAAAGUUCUGAUAAAUUAUUUCCUAUUCUAAAGAGACUAAAAGUACAAAUAUAUUGUUUGAAAUGGA
This is a messenger RNA of Actinia tenebrosa (Australian red waratah sea anemone), 3134 nucleotides long. RefSeq lists its product as uncharacterized. NCBI's taxonomy places the organism in Eukaryota, Metazoa, Cnidaria, Anthozoa, Actiniaria, Actiniidae. The record is from RefSeq and is a predicted model, not a curated record. Gene Ontology annotation, molecular function: protein binding.